Messenger RNA from Passer domesticus (house sparrow), 3452 nucleotides. RefSeq names its product SKI family transcriptional corepressor 1 (gene SKOR1). The record is from RefSeq and is a predicted model, not a curated record. Gene Ontology annotation, cellular component: nucleus; transcription regulator complex. Bases 345 to 2915 code for a protein of 856 amino acids. The transcript is spliced from 9 exons. Lineage: Eukaryota; Metazoa; Chordata; Aves; Passeriformes; Passeridae. Gene Ontology annotation, biological process: negative regulation of transcription by RNA polymerase II; negative regulation of BMP signaling pathway. Gene Ontology annotation, molecular function: RNA polymerase II cis-regulatory region sequence-specific DNA binding; SMAD binding; DNA-binding transcription factor activity, RNA polymerase II-specific.
GUGUGUCUUCCCGUUAUUUUAGCUGUCACCGGAUCAAUGUGCAGCGUCUCCAAGUACGGAUCCGGAUCCUCCCUCGGUGGCGCGGCUGGUCACUCGCUCUUGUUGCAUCUCGCCCGGGCGGACGCGGCGGCGGCGGGGCGGGCGGCGGCCCCGAGGCGUCGGUGAAGGGCGCGCCCGCUGCCCGCCCGCCCCGCGCCCCGCAGCUCCGGCUGCCCCGGGCAGGGGCUCGCUGCCGACGGGCCCCCCCGGCCGAUGGCGGCCCCGGCCCCGGGCUGCGGCCCCUAGUCCCGAGCAGAGCCUGCACGUCCAGCCGGGCUCCGCGGCGCGGGGCGUUUUGGGGGGGAAUGGAGGCGAUCGCCAGUCAGAUGGGAAAUGGGAGAGAUGCAAGCUCCUCCCCAAAUUCAAAGCAAGAGCUGCAGCCGUACCAGGGCUCCAAUACCCUCAAGCCCAACCAAGUGGGUGAGACCUCCCUGUACGGCGUGCCCAUCGUGUCCCUGGUCAUCGACGGGCAGGAGCGGCUGUGCCUGGCGCAGAUCUCCAACACGCUGCUCAAGAACUACAGCUACAAUGAGAUCCACAACCGGCGCGUGGCCCUGGGCAUCACCUGCGUGCAGUGCACGCCGGUGCAGCUGGAGAUCCUGCGGCGGGCCGGGGCCAUGCCCAUCUCCUCCCGCCGCUGCGGCAUGAUCACCAAGAGGGAGGCGGAGCGGCUCUGCAAGUCCUUCCUGGGCGAGCACAAGCCGCCCAAGCUGCCCGAGAACUUCGCCUUCGACGUGGUGCACGAGUGCGCCUGGGGCUCCCGGGGCAGCUUCAUCCCGGCGCGCUACAACAGCUCCCGCGCCAAGUGCAUCAAGUGCAGCUACUGCAGCAUGUACUUCUCCCCCAACAAGUUCAUCUUCCACUCCCACCGCACCCCGGACUCCAAGUACACCCAGCCCGACGCCGCCAACUUCAACUCCUGGCGCCGCCACCUCAAGCUCAGCGACAAGACGGCCACGGAGGAGCUGUCGCACGCCUGGGAGGAUGUCAAGGCCAUGUUCAACGGCGGCACCCGCAAGCGGACCUUCUCCCUGCAAGGGGCGGCCGCCGGCGGGCCCGGGGCCGGCUCCCCCGCCGCCAAGGCCGCCCUGCACCCGCCGCCGCCCGCCGGCCCCGAGCUGGCCCCGGCGCACAAGAGCCUCCGGUGCAGCGGGCAGGAGGCGGCGGGCGAGCGCGGCGCGCUGGGGCUGGCGGCGGCGGCGGCGCACGGCGGGGCCGCGGGCGCGCACGGCGGGGCGGGCGCGGUGCGCAGCUACCCGGUGAUCCCGGUGCCCAGCAAGGGCUUCGGGAUGCUGCAGAAGCUGCCGCCGCCGCUCUUCCCGCACCCCUACGGCUUCCCCGCCGCCGCGUUCGGACUGUGCCCCAAGAAGCAGGAGGAGGCGCUGGGCGGCGCGGGGGGCGGCGAGGCGGGCAAGGGCGGCGCGCUGCCCCCCGGCAUGUUCUGGGGACCCCCGCACCCGCACCCGCACCAGCCGGCCCAGCCGCCGCACCAGCCCGGCGCCGCCAAGGACAGCGGCGUGUACCCCUCGUUCCCCGUGUUCUGGCCGGCCGCCGGCAGCCUGCCCGUGCCGCCCUACCCCGCGCAGAGCCCGGCCAAGGCGGCCGCCACCGCCGUGGUGGUGGCGGCGGCGGCGGCGGCGGCGGCGGCGGCGGCCGAGCCGGCGGGGCUGGCGGGGCGGCACGGCGAGCUGGAGGGCUCGGAGCCCUCGGGCAGCGGCCGCAGCAGCGCCACCCCGCAGGAGGGCGCGGGCGCCGAGGGCGAGCGCUGCCCCAGCGCCCUGUCGCGGGCGGCGGGCGAGGAGGAGCGCUCCGGGGACGAGGCGCUGCUGGCCCCGCUGCCGCUGCCCAGGAAGGGCAGCUACCUGUCCGCCUUCCGCCCGGUGGUGAAGGACGCCGAGAGCAUCGCCAAGCUCUACGGCACCCGCGAGGCGUUCGGCGGCGCGGGGCCCCGCGGCCCCGGCUACCUCUCGCCGGACUUCCUGAGCGAGGGCAGCUCCAGCUACCGCUCGCUGUCCCCCGGGGGCGACACGGCCGAGGAGCCCGAGGUGGACGUGGAGUCCAACCGCUUCCCGGAGGACGAGGAGGAGGAGGCCGCCGCCGUGCCCGCCGCGGGCCCCGCCGAGGGCCGGGAGCCGCCGCCGCCGCGGCUGCUGGCCGGGCCCGAGGAGCCGCCGCCCGCCGGGCCCGAGGCGCCCGAGGAGAAGCCGGGCGAGGCGGGGGCGCAGGAGGGCGGCCGGGGCCCCGAGGGCAGCCCCGAGCGCAGCGGCAGCAGCGGCGCCUACGAGGUGUUCGCGCCCGAGAGGGGGGAGCUCCUGCCGCCGCUGAAGCCCGCAGCCUCGCUGGGAGCCCCCGCCGCCUUCCUGUGCACCCCCGAGGCCAAGGAGCAAGAUAAAGAAGACAAUCACUCGGCGGCGGAGGAUUUAGAGAGCAGAAAAUCCUAUCAGGACCAAAGGAAUGUCUCUCAUCCCAGCCCGGUAAAUACCGACAGAGGCGAGGAAGGGCUGCCCAUGGAUGUCACCGGGACGCAGCUGCUGGAGAAGGACAUCGAGAACCUGGCCCGAGAUGAGUUACAAAAACUGGUCCUGGAGCAAAUGGAGCUGAGGAAAAAGCUGGAGAGGGACUUCCAGAGCCUGAAAGAUAACUUCCAGGACCAGAUGAAGCGGGAGCUGGCGUACCGGGAGGAGAUGGUGCAGCAGCUGCAGAUCGUGCGAGACACGCUGUGCAACGAGCUGGACCAGGAGCGGAAAGCGCGCUACGCCAUCCAGCAGAAGUUGAAAGAGGCUCACGACGCGCUGCACCACUUCUCCUGCAAGAUGCUGACCCCGCGGCACUGCAGCGGGAACUGCUCCUUCAAGCCGCCGCUGCUGCCCCAGUGAGCCCCCCCGGGCCCCCACCCCGAAGCCAUGCGGGCAGAGCCCACACAAGCCAUUCCCACGAGGAGCCACCUGUACAUAGAGCACCCGGAGCCCGGCUCUGCUUGGACUGGCGCCGGGGCGGGGGCGGCCCCCGCUCCGCCCCGCUCCCUCCCCGUGUGUCCGUCCGCUCCUUCCACCCUCGUCCAGACUGGAAACAAAAGUGGCUAUGUGCAAUGGAUAUAAAUGUACUGUGAUUCUCUUGGUACAGUAUUUGUCGGAUUUUUAUUUAUUUAUUUAUGAUGUAUAUUUACCCCCCUCCCUCCCUUCCUUCCCCCACCCCUGUAAAUCCUGGAUGUAACGGCACUUUAACGGGCGGCCCGCGGCCCCGCGGCUCAACACCCUCGCCCGCUCUGCGGACAGCCCCCUCUGUACGUGAGCUCGGUUCUUUAAUAAAAACACACUUCAAGAAGCCGCCUGGUGCGUGGGGCUGGCCCGGGGCUCGGGGUCCCGGGCCGGGCAGGCGGCGGGAGGCGCUCCCGGUGCCCGCUCCCGGUGCCC